AUGGUCACUUCCCCGGAAAUGAUUAAUUUCCAGGAAAUCUAUCACGAUCUUCACCUCCUUGACCAUCCAUUUUUUGGCCUAACUUACUCUUGGAGUAACAAACAAAAAGAAAAUUUCCUUUCCCGAAAGCUUGACAGAGUUCUCAUCAAUCCUCAUUGGCCUGAAUAUUUUCCUCACUCCUUUGUGGAAUUUCUUUCCCUUGGUCCUUGUGACCAUUGUAUGGCUUCAGUGCCUCUUCACAAAGAGGUUCAAUCCAAUAGAACAAAGCCAUUUAAAUUCUUUAACUGUUGGACCUUGCACCCAAAUUUUAUUAAUAUUGUCAGCCACUCUUGGUCCAUUCCAAUCCAAGAAAACCCUAUGAAGAAACUAUUCCUCAAGCUAAAACGCCUUAAUAAUGACUACUACAGUGACAUUUUUUCUUGGGUUAGACAAAAGAGAGAAGAAAUUGAAAAACAACAAAUCCUUACCUUAACAGGCAUUGAGCCAGUUGACAAGGAGCUUGAACUGCAAAAUGACCUCGCCUCCUUAGAGGAAGCCGAAACAAUGGUUCUCAAACAAAAAGAAAAAAUUCACUGGCUAAAAGAAGGUGAAAAAUGUACCAGAUUUUUCAACUCAGUCAUUGCUUCUAAAAGGAAGAAAGACACCAUUAGAGUGAUUGUGGAUGAUCAAGGAAGAAGGUUGGAAACUUUUGAUGACAUGUCCUCAGAAGUUGUAAACUUUUUCCAAAAACUUCUAGGCACUCAAGAACCUAAUAUUAAAGAAUGUCACUCCAAAAUUCUUAAAGACCUCAUUCAUCAUAUUCUUUUCUCUAAAGAUUAUGAAGGCCUUACUAGGGAAGUUACUUCAGAAGAGAUCAAGGAGGCCAUUUUCAGCCAAGGAAAUGAAAAGGCCCCUGGCCCAGAUGGAUAUUCUCCUCUUUUCUUCAAGAAAACCUGGCCAGUGGUUGGAAAAGAAGUGAUUGAAGCUAUUACCUUUUUCUUCAAGGAAUCUUAUAUCUUCCCAGCUUUUAAUGCCACUACAAUUGCCUUGGUUCCAAAGAUACUGAACCCCAACAAAGUCUCUGAUUUUCGCCCUAUUUCAUGUUGUUCAGUAAUUUAUAAGGCCAUCACAAAGAUCAUUGUUACUAGGAUGACUCAUUUCCUGCCAAAGAUUAUUUCCUCCAACCAAUCUGCUUUUGUUAAAGGAAGGAGUAUUAUAGACAAUACCCUCCUCGCCCAAGAAAUUGUGAAGGGUUAUGGGAGGAAAUCAAUUUCCCCAAGGCGUGCCUUGAAAAUUGAUCUUCAAAAAGCUUUUGAUUCCAUUCACUAG
This is a messenger RNA of Hibiscus syriacus, 1308 nucleotides long. RefSeq lists its product as uncharacterized. The transcript has a single exon. NCBI's taxonomy places the organism in Eukaryota, Viridiplantae, Streptophyta, Magnoliopsida, Malvales, Malvaceae. The record is from RefSeq and is a predicted model, not a curated record. The coding region runs from base 1 to 1308 and encodes 435 amino acids.